UGGCUCCUAGAGACCAGCUUUCACAUACAACACACAGUGAGCUGAGAACAGCAGCUGCUGGAGCUGUCAGUGGGAGCAGAGCUUUGCUGCACACACAGUCACACACAGAGCACAGACAAUACCCAGACCCUGCACAGUGCAAGGCACACUUUGGGAUUUGCAAUUGCUACAACCUGCAGGAGGAAACUAGUGCAUUUAUCAGCAUCAGCAUCAGCAGGAAGGUACAGGAAGAACCAUGACUUCGGCAACAUCACCAAUCAUUCUGAAAUGGGACCCCAAAAGUUUAGAAAUUAGGACACUUACCGUGGAGAGUCUACUGGAGCCACUCGUGACCCAGGUCACUACCCUGGUGAACACAAGCAAUAAGGGCCCAUCUGGUAAGAAGAAAGGUCGGUCAAAAAAGGCUCAUGUCCUGGCUGCCUCUGUAGAACAGGCCACCCACAAUUUCUUGGAGAAAGGAGAGCAGAUUGCAAAAGAAAGUCAUGAUUUGAAGGAGGACCUGAUCUCCGCAGUAGAAGAUGUGCGUAAACAAGGAGACACCAUGAGGAUUGCAUCUUCAGAGUUUGCAGAUGACCCUUGUUCUUCGGUGAAACGUGGAACCAUGGUACGAGCUGCCCGGGCACUGCUUUCUGCUGUCACUCGUCUGCUAAUCUUGGCAGACAUGGCUGAUGUCAUGAGGCUUUUAACCCAUCUAAAAAUAGUGGAAGACGCUCUGGAGACGGUGAAAAAUGCCACCAAUGAGCAGGAUCUUGCGCAACGCUUCAAAGAAUUCGGCAAAGAAAUGGUCAAGUUAAACUAUGUUGCUGCCAGAAGACAACAGGAGUUGAAGGAUCCUCACUGCAGGGAUGAAAUGGCAGCAGCACGUGGAGCUCUGAAGAAGAAUGCCACCAUGUUGUACACCGCCUCGCAAGCCUACCUCCGCCACCCCGACGUGGCCGCUACCCGGGCUAACAGAGACUAUGUAUUCAAACAAGUACAAGAGGCCAUCGCUGGCAUCUCUAAUGCUGCUCAAGCAACCUCACCCACUGAUGAGAAACAGGGGCACACUGGCAUAGGCGAGCUGGCCGCUGCACUCAACGAAUUUGACAAUAAAAUAAUCUUAGACCCCAUGACCUUCAGUGAAGCCAGAUUCAGGCCUUCUCUUGAAGAGAGGCUUGAAAGUAUUAUCAGUGGAGCAGCUCUAAUGGCCGACUCAUCGUGCACACGGGAUGACCGCAGAGAAAGAAUUGUAGCUGAGUGCAAUGCUGUGCGACAGGCUCUCCAAGAUCUGCUGAGCGAGUACAUGAAUAAUACUGGAAGAAGAGAAAAGGGUGACCCGCUGAACAUCGCCAUUGACAAAAUGACAAAGAAAACAAGAGAUUUGCGGAGACAGCUUCGUAAGGCAGUUAUGGACCAUAUUUCUGAUUCCUUCCUGGAGACUAAUGUCCCCCUGCUGGUUCUGAUUGAAGCGGCGAAGAGUGGUAAUGAAAAAGAGGUUAAGGAAUAUGCCCAGGUUUUUCGUGAACAUGCCAACAAAUUGGUGGAGGUGGCUAAUCUGGCUUGCUCAAUCUCUAAUAAUGAAGAAGGAGUGAAGUUAGUCCGCAUGGCAGCUACUCAGAUUGAUAGUUUAUGCCCACAGGUUAUCAAUGCAGCACUGACUUUGGCCGCCCGGCCACAAAGUAAGGUAGCUCAAGAUAACAUGGAUGUCUUUAAGGAUCAGUGGGAGAAGCAAGUCCGCGUCCUUACAGAAGCUGUUGAUGACAUCACAUCAGUUGAUGAUUUCCUUUCUGUUUCAGAAAACCACAUAUUGGAGGACGUCAAUAAAUGUGUCAUAGCUCUGCAGGAGGGUGAUGUUGAUACAUUGGAUAGAACGGCUGGGGCAAUUAGAGGUCGUGCAGCCAGAGUCAUCCACAUCAUUAAUGCAGAAAUGGAAAACUACGAAGCUGGGGUUUAUACAGAGAAGGUAUUGGAAGCCACCAAGUUACUCUCAGAAACUGUUUCAUAUCACCAUAUCCAAAGUUUAGCAUUUGAUAUGCUACCAGUUGUUGGAGUUAUGCCUCGUUUUGCUGAGCAAGUGGAGGUUGCCAUAGAAGCUUUAAGCACAAACAUUCCUCAGCCAUUUGAAGAGAAUGAGUUCAUUGAUGCAUCACGCUUGGUUUAUGAUGGAGUUCGUGACAUCCGGAAAGCUGUUCUCAUGAUCAGGACUCCUGAAGAACUGGAAGAUGAUUCGGAUUUUGAACAGGAGGACUAUGAUGUCAGAAGCCGAACAAGUGUGCAAACUGAAGAUGACCAGCUCAUUGCUGGACAAAGUGCAAGAGCUAUCAUGGCUCAGCUCCCACAAGAAGAGAAGGCAAAGAUUGCCGAACAGGUUGAGAUUUUUCACCAAGAGAAAAGCAAACUGGAUGCCGAAGUGGCCAAAUGGGAUGACAGUGGGAAUGACAUUAUUGUGCUGGCCAAGCAGAUGUGUAUGAUAAUGAUGGAAAUGACAGACUUCACCCGAGGCAAAGGCCCGCUAAAGAAUACGUCUGAUGUGAUUAAUGCCGCAAAGAAGAUCGCAGAAGCGGGUUCUAGGAUGGACAAAUUGGCUCGUGCAGUUGCUGAUCAGUGCCCUGAUUCAGCAUGCAAACAGGAUUUGCUCGCCUACCUACAGAGGAUUGCCCUGUACUGUCAUCAGCUUAACAUCUGCAGUAAAGUCAAAGCCGAGGUCCAGAAUCUUGGGGGUGAACUUAUUGUAUCUGGGACUGGAAUGCAGAGCACUUUCACUACCUUUUAUGACGUAGCAGGUGAUGUCAUAGCUGGAGGCAGGGAUAGUCAACUUUCCCUCGACCUACUUCCCUCCUGUGCCGAAAGCGCCCUUUUCGGGAAUGGAAGCAGGGACUCCACCAUGCUGGAUAGUGCUACUUCCCUGAUACAGGCUGCCAAGAACCUGAUGAACGCUGUAGUCUUAACAGUGAAAGCCUCCUAUGUUGCAUCUACUAAAUAUCAAAAAGUCUACGGAACAGCAGCUGUAAACUCACCUGUUGUGUCUUGGAAAAUGAAAGCACCAGAGAAGAAACCAUUGGUAAAAAGAGAAAAACCAGAGGAAUACCAAACACGUGUAAGGAGAGGGUCCCAGAAAAAGCAUAUCUCUCCAGUACAGGCUCUAAGUGAAUUUAAAGCAAUGGAUUCCUUUUAAAACACUAGGCUUUAGUAAUAUAUAUAUUUUUGGUUUCUGUUUUAUUUCAUUUCAUUUCUUUUUCAAGUCAUUUUGUAUGCAUACCUGCCAGCUUGUGUGCGUCUGGCAUGACCCAAACUCUAAGCAGUGUUUAUUUUAUUUUUUCUGCAUGCCAACCUGAGAUUUUAUUGGAGUCAAAACCUACAUUUGCAAUAAAUCAGAUACAUUGACUGCUGUUGAGGUAUUAACCAUUUAAAUGCUGCGCAGAACAUGACACAACUUAGCCAAGUUCCUUAGCGGAACUUUAAUGUAUUUUCCCAGGUUUCGAGAUCGAGAUAAAUGAUUGACUAGUGGAUUUCAAUGAAAAAAAUAAAUAUAUAUAUAUCUUAAAAUCUAAGCAAAUAUAUUAUGCAUGCAGGAAAUAUUAUGUUGGCAGGUAUCGUAAGAAAAGAAUGAAAGUGUAAUGGUAGGCUAUCCAGCUUGCAAUGCUUUUUAUUCAGUGCAAAAAACAAUAUACCUAGCAAAUUACGCCUAAGUGUGUGGGCAAAAUGAUCAAGUAAAUAACUUUUUACGUUCUAGAUCUAGUAUGUGGCUUUUUGUAAGGAACAACCUAAAUAACCUAACUGAAAACGUUUUUUUCCCCCCUCAUAGUGCAUUAUGUUCUGUAUGUUAUAACGUGUUAUUUAACAAUUUCUAUGUUACCAUAAAAUCCUCAAAAAUAAUAACCUAACAGUUAGCUAAGUUAAAUUUGUAACGGUGGUGUGUGACGCAAAAAUGAUGUGACUGGCAUUUCAUUUUUAGUAUUUAAACAUUUUGAUUUGACUUAAUGGUGGAAUGUGUGUUGGUUUGAAACAAACAACAACAAAAAAACUAGGAAUAAAUAUAACAUUGUGGAAGCUUCGCUAUGGGUGCCCGGGGCAGAAAACAUUGUGUAAAGCAUUCUCCCCAACCUGGCACGCCAAUUUAAAUAAAAAGCAUAAAAGGUUAGUAGCUCGAAUACAGUUAUCUUUAAUGCGUUUGUAUCCAGUAACUCAAUAAACUCAUUAAACCUUA
This is a messenger RNA of Pelobates fuscus (common spadefoot toad), 4186 nucleotides long. RefSeq names its product catenin alpha 2 (gene CTNNA2). The transcript has 20 exons. The record is from RefSeq and is a predicted model, not a curated record. Gene Ontology annotation, molecular function: structural molecule activity; actin filament binding; cadherin binding. Gene Ontology annotation, biological process: cell migration; cell-cell adhesion. Lineage: Eukaryota; Metazoa; Chordata; Amphibia; Anura; Pelobatidae. The coding region runs from base 236 to 3154 and encodes 972 amino acids. Gene Ontology annotation, cellular component: adherens junction; actin cytoskeleton; catenin complex.